AGACGCGAACUCCAGUCUCUGUCUCUUUGUAAAAAAAAAGUCUUCAGGUCGGGUCCACAGCGAAACCCGCCGCCGCUGAUGGAUUCCUCUUCCUCCUCGGCGGCCGGCGGACCUUCAGCGUUGGAGAGUCUGGCGGUGUUCUGGCAUGAGGGCAUGCUGGCCCACGACGCCGGCCGCGGCGUGUUCGACUCGGGCCGCGACCCGGGCUUCCUCGACGUGCUCGACCAGCACCCGGAGAACGCCGACCGCGUCCGCAACAUGCUCUCCAUCCUCCGCCGCGGGCCCAUCGCGCCCUUCCUCUCCUGGCACUCCGGCUGCCCCGCCCACGCCAGCGAGCUCCUCUCCUUCCACACCCCAGAAUACAUUGACGAGCUCGUGCAAGCAAACGCCAUUGGGGCCAAGAAGUUAUGCGAGGGGACCUUCUUGAACCCUGGCUCAUGGGGCGCGGCGCUUCUGGCUGCUGGAACAACCUUAUCAGCGGCGAGGCACAUACUAGAUGGGCAUGGGAAGAUAGCCUACGCAUUGGUCCGCCCCCCUGGCCAUCACGCGCAACCGGACCGUGCCGACGGCUACUGCUUUCUGAACAAUGCUGGGCUUGCAGUGCAGCUGGCUCUGGACUCAGGCCGCGCAAAGGUUGCCGUUGUUGAUGUAGAUGUGCACUAUGGGAAUGGCACAGCAGAGGGCUUCUAUUGGACGGACAACGUGCUCACAAUCUCCCUUCAUAUGAAUCAUGGAUCUUGGGGUCCGUCGCAUCCACGGAGUGGCUCGGCUGACGAGAUUGGUGAAGGCAGGGGGCUUGGGUACAAUCUCAACAUACCUUUGCCUAAUGGAAGCGGGGAUGCAGGGUAUGAAUAUGCAAUGAAUCAAUUGGUUGUCCCAGCAAUUGACAAGUUUCAACCUCAGCUUCUGGUUUUUGUCAUUGGCCAAGAUUCUAGCGCGUUUGAUCCAAAUGGAAGACAGUGCCUGACCAUGGAUGGUUAUAGGAGAAUUGGACAAAUAAUGAGGAGCAUGGCUAAUCGGCAUAGCGAUGGGAAAAUACUGAUUGUCCAGGAAGGGGGUUACCACAUCACUUAUUCAGCAUAUUGUCUGCAUGCGACUCUAGAAGGUGUUCUGAAUCUUGAAGCCCCAUUGCUGGAUGACCCAAUCGCAUAUUAUCCAGAGGAUGAGAAAUAUACCAUGAAAGUAGUCGAUGUCAUGAAAAGAUGCUGGAAAGAAUCCAUUCCCUUUUUGAAGGACAUUUAGAAGUGCGUACGUCUCUUUGAUGUUAUGAGACGGUGAACAGCCUUGAUUUAAAAUCAUGUCAUAGUCUGCAAUCAUAGCGGAAAGGGGAAACUUCAGAUUUUCAUGCAUCUUCCCUAGACCCCUGAUUCCUGUAUUCUUGGUCACAUGGUUAUUGUACAUGUAUUUGUCUAGGUUCGUCAUGGGAUGUCAAUUGGUACUCGCUGCCAGCAUUUAGUUUUAGUAUUCCAAGAUCUCUAGAUAGCCAUUUAUCUGUAUGCUUAUAGUUUUUCUUUUUGACAAAUGUAUGCUUAUAGUUAACUUGUCAUGUAAACUUUGUCCGUAAAAGGAGAUACAGAUAAGCAGUCAGAUUUUUUUUAA
This is a messenger RNA of Lolium perenne, 1599 nucleotides long. Its product is annotated as histone deacetylase 8. The record is from RefSeq and is a predicted model, not a curated record. Gene Ontology annotation, biological process: epigenetic regulation of gene expression. Gene Ontology annotation, molecular function: histone deacetylase activity. Lineage: Eukaryota; Viridiplantae; Streptophyta; Magnoliopsida; Poales; Poaceae.